AUGGAUCAAGCCCGUAACAACGUGGCCUACGUCAGGGAGCAGCUGAUCGUCGCACGCGCGGCGCGCUGCGAGUUCACCAGCGCGGGGCAGCACCGCCGCCUCGGGCGAUGCGAGCGAGCUGGCGGUGUCUGGAAGGAGCUCUGGAGACGCGCGUGCUGCGGCCAGCGGCUCGCCGCCGAGGGCGACGCAGAGCUCGGCGCGGUCGAGACGAACAAGGCGAAGAACUCCAUGAUGCGGAGAGGCGGCUUUGCUCCAGUGCAAUGGGUUUUCGGUCGUGACGUGCGGAUUCCAGGCAGUCUGGUUGAUCCAUUGGAAGCGAGCCGUUUAGAGACGCAUGAGGCAAUCCUGCCACCUGGGGGCGCGAUGGCCAAGCAGGCGGCGCGGAGAGAUGCGGCGCGCAAGGCGUAUAUCGAAGUGGGCAACGACUGCCGCAUGAGCAUCUGGUUCAACUGCCGUGGGUGGCAGAACCUCGCGGCGCCGGAGCAGCUGCGCUCGGCGACGCCUGAGGAUAUCAUCGCUUGGAAUAUCCCACGGGGCGCGGCAGUCGAGGCCGGCGCCGAGCAUCGGGCGAGGGCCACCAACGCAGACGCACGUUGGAGGCCGACUUUCCCCGAUGAAACCGAGGAGAGCGAAGAGCUGGCAGACGCCGAAGAUAAACUGUCGGAGAAGUCGGGCGCGCCGAUCGCGGCGGCACCCGUGCCCGAGACGGGGCCGACGACCAUGGGGAUUGACGACGAGAGCGAACUCGAGGACAAGCAUCCGAACGGACAAGAGGGCCCAGACGCCAAUGCGCCCGAUGACAAGGGCCCCAUAGCGGACACAGAGGGCGAGAGCUCGACCGGCGAGGCCAAGAUGCGCCCUCUAUUGCCGAGCGAGGCGCGCGACCGACUGUGGAUCCGUUUCCUGACCGAGCGCAGCGAAGAGAUCGAGAUGGCGCGCGCGGCGAAGGCUGAAGGCACGCCCGUCAGCAAGACGCUGGAGAAGCAGCUCGGGAAAAACCCGAAGCGCUUGAAGGGGGCACUCGAUGAGACCAAGAAGAAGAAAUCGAACAAGUGGUGUCACUGCGAUGCGGUCGAGAUCCUCACCGCGAAGCAAGUCCGUGAAUUGCCGCGGCAUGUGCAGGCUGUGCCGGCACGAUUCGCACUCACGGACAAUAGCGAGGCGAUGCGGGCGGACGAGAACAAACCUCCCGUCAAGCUGAAGGCGAGACUGGUGGUGCUGGGCAAUCUGGAGAAGGACUCCAACUACCGGCGAGAUGCGCCAACUGGGAGCCUUCUGGCCCAACAUAUGGCAGUGGCCUGGGCGGCAUCUGGUGGACAUCGUGAUGGGCCAGCUCGCGUGGUACGAAACAUGGAUGCGAAGAGCGCCUACCUGCAGGGGGACGUCAUAGAUCGCGAGCUGUACCUCAGGCCACCGUCUGGUGGCAUGUUCGGAGUUUCCCUUCCUGAAGGAUCGCUGCUGCGUGCAAACGUCCCGAUCUACGGCUCUGGCGACGCUGCGCGUGGGUGGUGGAAGAAGGACGAGGUGCUGAAUAUUCAGCACUGCGGCAAUAUGAUCGAGCAGAGCAGCGAUGGGACCGUGGAGAAUGGGCAGAAGGGGUCAUACUUCGCGGAGGCUGUGGACUGGCAGAAUGCACGCGUGUUCGUGAGCACGGCCUCGGCGCGCGCGAAUGUCCAGGACGUCGUGCUGCAAAUCGGAGCCUGUUCGCAGCCAGCAAAGCGAGUGGUCGGGGUGAUGACACCGCUGGACGAGAACGGCAACACGGAUAAGCGCGUGGGCAUCGAGCUUGCGGCGCUGAACCAGCUAUUGGCGAGGGGUGGAGAUGAGCUACGUUGGGUGGACACCAGCGUGAUGCUGGCAGACCCUUUGACUAAGGGUGAUGCGCUGGACGACCAGGUCCUCCAGCGGGUGUUGUACAGCAGCGAGUACAAUAACAACGCCAACACGGAGAUGAAGGAGUUCAGAAACCGUAAGGCGGCGAUGAGACGGGACUUGAAGGUAAGGCGUAAGGCAGACUCAGUUGGAGUCGGGACGAAGCAGCAUGCAGGCCCAGGCGAAGAGCAGGAGGCUACGUGA
Messenger RNA from Prorocentrum cordatum, 2076 nucleotides. Lineage: Eukaryota; Dinophyceae; Prorocentrales; Prorocentraceae. The record is from the annotation of a GenBank genome assembly.